AUGGGCUGCGUGCACUGCAAGGAGAAGGGCCGGGCCAAGGGCCAUGCCCCGCCGGCGGUGCCCGAGCCCGCCCUGCCGCCGCCCGCGGACACCUUCACCUGCAUCCCCGACUUCAACAACUUCCACGGGGCGCCGGCGCCCGCGGCACCCGUCCCCACCGUGUCGGGCCUCUACCCGUCGGGCACGCUGCAGGCGCGUGGCAGCAGCAUCACAGGCGCCGGCGUGACGCUCUUCGUGGCGCUCUACGCCUACGAGGCCAGGACGGAGGACGACCUCACUUUUGAGAAAGGGGAGAAGUUCCACAUCAUCAACAACACCGAGGGGGACUGGUGGGAGGCCAGGUCGCUGAGCUCGGGCGCCGCGGGCUACAUCCCCAGCAACUACGUGGCCCCCGUGGACUCCAUCCAGGCGGAGGAGUGGUACUUUGGCAAGAUGGGCCGCAAAGACGCCGAACGGCAGCUCCUGGGCUACGGCAACGUCCGUGGCACCUUCCUCAUCCGCGAGAGCGAGACCACCAAGGGCGCCUACUCGCUCUCCAUCCGCGACUGGGACGAGGCCAAGGGCGACCACGUGAAGCACUAUAAGAUCCGCAAGCUGGACAGCGGCGGCUACUACAUCACCACGCGGGCGCAGUUCGACACGGUGCAGCAGCUGGUGCAGCACUACGUGGACUGUAACGAUGGGCUGUGCCAUCUGCUAACCCGCGCGUGCCCCGCUCCGAAGCCCCAGACCCUGGGAUUAGCUAAGGACGCCUGGGAGAUCGCGCGCGAGUCCAUCAGCCUCGACACCAAGCUCGGCAUGGGAUGUUUCGGAGACGUGUGGAUGGGCACCUGGAACGGCACCACCAAGGUGGCGGUGAAGACGCUCAAGCCGGGCACCAUGUCGCCCGAGGCCUUCCUGGAGGAGGCGCAGAUCAUGAAGCGGCUGCGGCACGACAAGCUGGUGCAGCUCUACGCCGUCGUGUCCGAGGAGCCCAUCUACAUCGUCACCGAGUUCAUGAGCCAGGGCAGCUUGCUGGACUUCCUAAAGGACGGGGACGGACAAUACCUGAAGCUGCCCCAGCUGGUGGACAUGGCUGCGCAGAUCGCCGCGGGCAUGGCCUACAUCGAGCGGAUGAACUACAUCCACCGGGACCUCCGCGCCGCCAACAUCCUCGUGGGCGACAACCUGGUGUGCAAGAUCGCCGACUUCGGCCUCGCGCGCCUCAUCGAGGACAACGAGUACACGGCGCGCCAGGGCGCCAAGUUCCCCAUCAAGUGGACGGCGCCGGAGGCCGCUCUCUACGGCCGCUUCACCAUCAAAUCGGACGUGUGGUCCUUCGGCAUCCUGCUCACCGAGCUGGUCACCAAGGGCCGCGUGCCCUACCCAGGGAUGAACAACCGGGAGGUGCUGGAGCAGGUGGAGCGCGGUUACCGCAUGGCGUGCCCGGGCGGCUGCCCGCCCUCGCUGCACGAUGCCAUGGAGCAGUGCUGGAGGCGCGAGCCCGAGGAGCGGCCCACCUUCGAGUACCUGCAGGCCUUCCUCGAGGACUACUUCACGGCCACCGAGCCCCAGUACCAGCCCGGGGACAACCAGUGACAACCAGUUUGGGGACCGGCACGACUGGCCUCGCCUGCCCCGCGGCGCUGCG
Messenger RNA from Nothoprocta perdicaria, 1630 nucleotides. RefSeq names its product FGR proto-oncogene, Src family tyrosine kinase (gene FGR). The transcript is spliced from 11 exons. Gene Ontology annotation, molecular function: signaling receptor binding; non-membrane spanning protein tyrosine kinase activity; ATP binding. The record is from RefSeq and is a predicted model, not a curated record. Lineage: Eukaryota; Metazoa; Chordata; Aves; Tinamiformes; Tinamidae. Bases 1 to 1578 code for a protein of 525 amino acids. Gene Ontology annotation, cellular component: extrinsic component of cytoplasmic side of plasma membrane. Gene Ontology annotation, biological process: cell differentiation; integrin-mediated signaling pathway; protein phosphorylation.